This is a messenger RNA of Pectinophora gossypiella (pink bollworm), 1250 nucleotides long. Its product is annotated as photoreceptor outer segment membrane glycoprotein 2-like. NCBI's taxonomy places the organism in Eukaryota, Metazoa, Arthropoda, Insecta, Lepidoptera, Gelechiidae. Bases 110 to 1168 code for a protein of 352 amino acids. Gene Ontology annotation, cellular component: membrane. The transcript has 6 exons. The record is from RefSeq and is a predicted model, not a curated record.
AAAUCUUCGAACCUUUGAAAACUUAGUUACUAGAUGAAUUAAAUUCACAUUUUAUCGCGUGAUAGUUUACUAUCACUCAUUUUGUGUGUGUAGUGAUACGUCCCUCAAAAUGUACCUAACUUGGCCGUCGUUCAACAACAUCCGCAUGUUACUCAUGGCGUUCAUGCCCGUGGUCAUAUUCUACAUGAUCUGGCUGGUGAACACAUCCGAGGCCAUCCGCAGUGAAGAGGGCACGUUAUUGGACCUCGUGUGCUGGCCCGACGGCAAUGCUAUCCCGGUUAUAAUCGCCUGCGGGUCCAUCAUUGCUGUUGUUAUAGAGUUAUACGGGCUGUAUCAGUUGUUCAAAGCAGGAUUGUCUAAAAGAGAAUAUAACGUGACAAAUGGUCUGUUUUACUACAUCUGGGCGCUCAUUAUUAUGAUCAUAAUAUUCCUUGCGAUAAUGUUUUAUUCUGGCCUCCAGUCGACGAUUAUAAGAGCUAAAAUAAAAGGCGGGAUAACAAAAGCUAUGCUCCGCUACGCAAGCCACUUGCCGUCCAAGGUGGCCAUCGACCGCCUGCAGACCAGGUUCCAUUGCUGCGGCCGCGUCAACUACCAGGAGUGGUUCUACAUACGCUGGUACACGACAGGGAACAGCGUCGACUUCAGCACGCUAUCGAACCGCAAGUUCGUGGCUGACAACGUGCCAUACAGCUGCUGCUCCAUGGACGCGCUGUGUCCCUGCAUCCACCACGGCAUCACCAAGAAGGGCACUAUCUACAAAUACGACCCCAGCAAGGAGUUGACGAUAUGGCCCACGGGUUGCGAGGAGAAGCUUAUCAACGAGAUGAUGUCGGUCUCCUGGCAGUUCAAUGCUGUUAUGGCGCUUAUCAUCUUCGCUAUGAUAGUCCAAGUGAUAGCGGUGAGGUACCUGCAUACGGCAUAUAGAAACGGUCUUCACAUUGGCAACCAGAUCGUUUCGAACGCGUAUCUCCUCCGCUCCCUCACAGACAAGGAGAAGAGAGCCCAUGCCCAGAUGAAGAAGAAGAUGUUACGCAAGAAGAAACUGAAGCAGUCGCGGACGCUAGAGUGGGUGGCGGGGCGGUACCACCCGGGCAAGAGGGCCGCUACAACCUCGUCGGCUUCUGAUAUUAACAGCUCGGAUGAACUGUUGAAACCUAUCGACGAAUGAUAAUUGAAGUCUCCAUCAAUUAUAGAGAGGAGAUACCUAAGUUCAGGAGGACGUGGUGCCAAAAUGCUUGGUAACUGAAAGA